Symsagittifera roscoffensis is the source of this 2350-nucleotide messenger RNA. Its product is annotated as trafficking protein particle complex subunit 12-like. Gene Ontology annotation, cellular component: TRAPP complex; Golgi apparatus. The transcript has 8 exons. The record is from RefSeq and is a predicted model, not a curated record. Lineage: Eukaryota; Metazoa; Xenacoelomorpha; Acoela; Convolutidae. Bases 3 to 2285 code for a protein of 760 amino acids. Gene Ontology annotation, molecular function: protein binding.
AUAUGUAUGAUCCAUCCUAUUUCCCUGACCCUGGACGUCUGAGCACUCAAGGCAACAUUCAGGCUGAUACAAGUGCAACGCGAUCAGCAUCUCCUAGAACCUUGCGAGAAUUGGCGUUGGCUGACCAAUAUACAGCUCCUCAUGCAUCAGCUUAUCAAAACGAUAAUCAACAGCCAAUAAGUAGUCAGACUGCAGAUGGUUAUACGAAUCAGCAAUGGCCGCAGACAAUCGAGGACUCAAAUUUCCAGUCUGUAUACAUGGGAAAUUCGGUGUAUGGAGACACGAACCAAUUCGCAGACACGAAUAUGCAAAAUCAAAUUGGAAAUGCAAAUCAAGGGAUGAACCAGCUGAUUAUCGACGCUCAGUAUAUGUACAGCUCGGAAAGUCAAAGUUCAUCUUACAACCCUAAUGUUCAGUCAUCACAAGGAACAGACAAUGCAGUUCCACCUAGCAUGUUCAGUACGGAGCGGUCAGUUACCCCGACCAAUGCGAUUAACGGAAAUGCGGGGCUCAACAAUCUGUCUGCCAAUGCGCAAGUUGGCAAUCUGCCAGCUGCUGCUGCAUAUCAAACUAAUGAUUUCGGAUUCAAUGGACAAUAUGGAGGCGCCUCUGGUUUCAUGGCCCAGGAGCCGGCAGUAGGAGGAAUCCAAAAUCAAUCAUCAUUGGACGCACUCUCUAAUACUAUAACUGCAUCAUCAAACCAGAGUUUCGGAGAGGCACAAAGUGAGGAAAGGUCGAUGCUUCACACCACUCCUAUAGACUCCUACAACCCAGACAGCAGUAGUAGUGGUAGUACAUCUGCCAAAGAGGAUACUCUCACGUUGAAAGAUGAUGACAGACAUCGCAUGUGGAGCUUUGACAACGAGUCCUCCGAACACGCCAAUGUUCUAGAAACUUCUCAGCUGGAGAGACCCACUCUGAUUCCGCCAGACAAAAUGGAGAAUGAAGACAUAGCGGCCAUGUGGGUUUGGAAGCCGAGUGUAGCCACAGCCAUUAAUAGAUUCAUGACCAGCCCGGUCAACACUUCAUUGGAAAGAGACCAGAUAACUACUCCUGGAAUCAUCGAGUCUGCACAAGGCGACCCACUUCAAGACCUGCUGAGUAAAUACACGAAGAACAUACGCAACUUGUGCAAGUCAUCCAUGCUCAGUGCAGAUGAGGAGGGACUGCAGGUGCUGAUGGUGAAUGAGAACUUCAGAGCAGCACUGGAGUUGACGGACAAGAUACUGACUGGGUUCAACCAGGGCAGAGGCAUGGCCUCCCACAUGUCCAAACAUACUGUCCAGUCCAUCAGAAUAUGGCACGCUAGAAUCAUUAUCUUGACCAAGCUCAAGAUGUUUUCGGCGGCUGAAAGUGAGCUCGAUUUCUUCGGGGAGUUCGAAAAGGCAGAUUUGUGCUUUGAAUACUACCCUCAUUUGUAUCGGGGAAAAAGUGGGUCCAUUGUGCCUUUCUGUUUGCGACUUCUGUGGGCCGAAAUGCCCUCCUAUUGUGGAAAGUAUAACGAGAGUUUGGACCGCUUGAGUCGUCUUCAGUCGUCAGUCUCGAAGUUAAUGAAUUUGUUGUCUGAAGGAAAGGAUCACAAUGGACAUGUUAUAGACUACAGCGAAUAUUUGAAGCUAGCUAUCAAAUACUGGACGGAAAAGGAAAAUCAAGUGCUCUACUCAAUCGGCAACUGUUUCCUGCAGUGCAUGGACUACAGUGCUGCCUUGGAGACAUACGACCGACUUCUGAGACGCCUCUGCGACCUCCCGGAAGACAAAAUACACCUCUCAAGUGCAAUUGGCCGAUGUUGUUUGCAACUGGGCGAUCUGAAACGAGCUGCUGUCUAUUUCAAAUCAGUAGAGUCCUUAACAAGCGAGGUGAAGGCGGCGUCUAAUCUUUCUUCCAGUGGGGUCGCAACUAUGGGUGUGAAUGAUUUGAUGAAGCUGGACCACCAGGUGUACAUGAACAGAGGCCUGCUGUUUGUGGCACAGAAUAAGUACAAAGACGCUAUGGUUCAGUUCCAACAUAUUGUACAAGAUAACCCCAAAGACGUUGUGGCGUGUAAUAAUCUGGCAGUGACAAAUGUGUACUUGGGCAAAAUCAAGGACGCCUCGACUGUUCUGGACAGGGUGAUGAAACAGUCUCCGAUCAAGAAGAACACGAACGAAAAUCUCAUCCAGAAUCUCAGCAUCCUUUUCGGAAACGAGACGCCAAAGAGUCUGGGCAAGAAAAUUCUACUGUUGGAGCAUGUAGCCAAGUAUAAGGGAGACGCCUUUGCCACCUCUUCUCUAAGACUGACAUGAGUUUCUGCUGAAGUUGAAAACAAUUUAAAAUAAAUUGGUUGAACGAAGUAUCUGAUUAUCUUUGG